GUCGAGAUCAUUCACAUAACUGAAUACAAAUCGACUCCACACUUUAUUUAUUCAAGGUCCGACUUGAAUGAUAGUUUCAUACAGAAAAUGGUUAAUAUUCUGAAAUAGUGGUCACUUAAAAAUUAUUUAAUACAACUGGUACCGAGUUGUUCAGUAUUUUUGAAUUACAAAGUGCAGUGUCGAUGAAACUGGUUAAAAACCAUAAAUAGCAAUCAUUAAUAAGAUCCGUGCAGGUGUGUUGUUUUCAAUAGCCUUAAUUGUUUUGAUAUUCAACCAAUAACCUUGGAAAAGAGAUUUUGGAUGUACAUAGGCACGCAUUUAGCCACACAAGGUGUGGGUGACUCCACACUGGAAGAUUUAUAAUUAUUGCUUAGUGUUUACUUUUGUACGUAACAGUGAAGUUAGUCUAGUCGCUUUUUUGAUUAAUAAUGGAAGAAGUAGAGCAAGACGAAAGGAUAGAAAAAGAAAAAUGUGUAGGACAACUACGAAAUCUUAUGAAAGGCAACGAUAUCUUGAAAUAUGUUCCAAAUAAUGAGGAUUAUUUACUCAGAUUUUUGUACACAACAUCCUUUGAUGUGAUAGAAGCUUUCAAGUUAAUGAUAGCACAUUACGAAUUCAUGAUCGAAUGCCCAGAUUGGUUUACUAAAGAUGGCCCUUUAAGCAAGAAAUAUAUAAUCGAAAAAAAUGUUAGAAUUUUAACACCUUAUAAAGAUCGAGAUGGCCGACAAAUAUACAUACUAAAAAUAGGAAAUCUAGAUCCAAGUAAAAUGGAACUGUCUGAUGUUAUCAGCAUCGAUGAUUGCUGGGUGGAAUUCCUAGCUGAUGAUCUCAAUUUUAGACAAAAAGGACUGUGUGUGAUUGUCGAUAUUAGUAAUUUAACGUGGAAAAUGUAUAAAUGGUGUACACCGCAUUUGAUACGAACUUUUUUGAGGAAAGUUAACACAUGGCCUAUUAAAGAGUACAGAAUUCACGUAGUUAACACCAAUUUUAUGGCAAACAGCCUUAUUAAAAUUAUAUGGCCUUUUGUUAACGAGCAUCUCAAAAGGGUGAAUUAUCUUUUAAUUACAGAUUAAAUUUCAUUUUGAUGAUUGGGAGUCCCUUCAUGAGUAUAUCAACCCUAAUGAACUGCCCCCUGAAUACAGGGGCUCAGCUCUAAUAGACUACAAGGAGUGUUAUAGAAAUUUUUUUAAGAAGGACGAUCAGAUAGUUAACAACUUUAAAACUUACAGAAAUGUUAUUUAAUGAGUGCCAUAGUACCUACUGACGUAAUAAAAAAUUAAUAAUGUUUUUAGUUUAAUUAAAUCUCUUUAUUAUCACUUUAUUCUAAAUAGAAAACUCUAACAAAUAAUGGUAGAUCGAAUUAUUCUAAAUUAGUUUUCCAAUUUAUAGCUUCGUGCAUAACUGCAUCAUUUAUGUCAUUAUUAUUCUUUGACGAGAGGCAAUAUAUCAGCCAUCAUAUCAAAUUUAACAGCUAAUAACUCAAUAGUUAGCAGUGUAACUCAGUUUUCUGCGCAAUCCUGCAACGCAUCCUGUGAGGGUUUCCUGAUAAGUCAAUAACACGAUUCGGUGUUUAUCAAGCGACGGUGAAAGUAAAUCAAGCUCAGGAUAAACCGAAGUAUAUUAUAUUAUGCUGUAAUAGCUCCUGAAAACUGGUGGAAAAAUUCUCACAGAGCUGAACAAUGCCCAUCGAAAAUUCUGUUACGGUUUCACCUCUUAGGCAAUCACUGGCCACUGUAGGAGAUCCCAAUGGAUCAUUUUCUCUAAGUGCGGAAAGGAAGAAACAGGCCGAAGAAGAAUUAAACGAGACCCCUGAGAAUUUGAAACAGGAACUGUUUGCUUUACGUCAAAUGGUUCAAAAUGAUACCAAUUUAAAUAUACCAGAUGAUGGCGCGUUUUUAUUGCGCUUCUUGCGAGCUCGAAAAUUUGAUAGCAAAAAAGCUUUUCAUAUGCUGCAAAGAUAUUACCUCAUGAAAUUAAAAUGUCCUGAAUUAUUUUCCUGUCCAGUACCUUCUGAAUGCGAGAAAGUUUUUAAUUUGCAAGCGCAGAAUAUGCUGCUAGAGAGGGACCAACUUGGAAGAAGAGUUUAUGUAAUUCGAAUGGAUUACUUCGACUCUAAUGUUGUUACUAUUGAUGAUAUUUUUCGUACAAAUAUUUUGGCUCUUGAACAAAUCGUUCGUGAACCGGAAACGCAAGUCGCUGGGAUUGUUUUAGUCCUGGACAUGGCAGGGUUAAGUCUACAACACGCGAAAUUUUUUACUCCGUAUUACGCAAAGAAAAUGGUGGAAUUAGUCCAAGAAACAUUUCCUCUCAGAUUUAAGGGCUUCCAUAUUGUCAACGAGCCUUUCUAUUUCGAUGCUGUGAUGGCUGUGCUUAAACCGUUUGUGAAAGAGAAAAUCAGAAAAAGAAUAUUUUUACACGGUAGUGACAUAAACGCUCUUCAUGGUUUUAUCUCAAAUGAUAUAUUACCAUCUGAAUAUGGGGGCAAUGCGGGCCUUUUUGAUAACAAGUCCUGGUAUAUGCAUCUACUUACAGAGGAAGAGUAUUUUCAAGGCUUGAUGAAAUAUGGAUACAAGAUUGACAAUUCUGAGACAGACGAAUAAAAUUUUGCAACUGGCAAUAAUAAUAAUCAAACUUGUGGGUUUAUAGCAAGAGUUUUGAAUCAUGCUUGCCGUUAGAAAGCUCAAGGAUUUUUAUAAAUAAUUGUAGCUCUUGGUAUACUCCUAGUGAUAGGGUAAAAAGUAUUAUAUUUAUUUUGUUAACGCUUGGACGCCUGUUACCUACAAAUUGUUAAGCUUCACAAAUUUAUUAUAUGAGAAAAUAACUUUGUUAUGUAAAUUCCAUUGAGAAAUUAGUUUAAUACAGCUGUAUAAUCGUAUUCUCACAAUGAGAUAAUAGAGAGUAUUUUUGAAGUAACUAAACAGUGUUUACCGUAAAUGAAUGCAGAACCUAUCCCCUUUUCCCCAUUUAAUAAGUGUUGGAUAAUAAAAAAUCGAAUUUUUUGUAUUAAUGUUUUUGAUUAAUAAAUUUUUUUGACCAUU
Tribolium castaneum (red flour beetle) is the source of this 3038-nucleotide messenger RNA. Its product is annotated as alpha-tocopherol transfer protein-like. Gene Ontology annotation, molecular function: phosphatidylinositol bisphosphate binding. Lineage: Eukaryota; Metazoa; Arthropoda; Insecta; Coleoptera; Tenebrionidae. The record is from RefSeq and is a predicted model, not a curated record. Gene Ontology annotation, cellular component: membrane. The coding region runs from base 1680 to 2600 and encodes 306 amino acids. The transcript has 10 exons.